AGCAAAGUGCUUCGAGCUUCAGAUCCACUCAGACAGGACGCAAAGUUUCAGGACGUCAGUUGGUCCGAAGUCAUCCUCGAACCGCACUCGUUCCGAUCCUCUGACAGUCUCCCGAUCGACUCGAGACGUUUCCAGAGACGUAAUCCUCUUGACAUUCCUCGAGACUCACCGGAAGAAUCCCUCUCACAAAGAAGAAUCCCUAACAUGGAUCGCUGGGUGAAGAAAUGCGCCAUUGUCACCGGCGCUGCGUCAGGCAUCGGCAAAGCGAUCACGAUAGCCCUUCUGGAGAAAGGGGUGAACGUGCUGGCGCUGGAUGUCAAAACAGAGGGACUCUCGUCCCUGAGUCACCAGGUGAAACUCGGGCCGUCCACGAAAUUGCACGUCAUGCCUUGCGACGUGACCAAUCAGGACCACCUGGACCAGGCUUUCCAGUACGCGGAGUCCACGUGGAACGGUGUUGAUAUUAUGGUAAACAACGCCGGGGUGUUCGACAACACUCGCGUGAUUGAGAGCGACAGGGCGACAUUCGAAAGGCUGUUAAAUAUUAAUGUCCUCGCAAACGCCGUGUGCACGAACCGGGCGGUGCGCUCGAUGCGCCAGCGAAACAUCGAAGGGCAUAUUUUCAAUAUCAACAGCGUGCUGGGACGCGAAAUUCCGAGUAGUUACCUUUUGGAAAAAGAUGGCUGGAACCUGUACCCGGCUUGCAAACACGGCACUGUUGCAUUAACGCACACGGUGAGGCGGGAAUUGGCGGCCAUUAAAGCACCGAUUCGAAUCACCGGCAUCAAUCCGGGCUUCGUCGAUACUAAUAUAGGCAGUCACGUGCCGCGAUUGGUGGAAGCCUUCAAGAACAUACCCACUCUUCGACCGGAAGAUGUCGCUGACGCUGUCAUCUACGCGUUAAGCACUCGACCAGAGGUCCAAAUCACCGAGCUCACCAUCCAACGCACGGGUGAAGUUUAAUCCCUGUGCAUUCGUAGUACAGUACCUGUGUGUGCCUACAUAUGAACAGGUCCCAAGGAGAAGCUACUGAUAGAUUUCAAAUAAAUCCAAAGAAGUUA
This is a messenger RNA of Eufriesea mexicana, 1061 nucleotides long. Its product is annotated as farnesol dehydrogenase. Bases 205 to 963 code for a protein of 252 amino acids. The transcript has 5 exons. Gene Ontology annotation, molecular function: oxidoreductase activity. The record is from RefSeq and is a predicted model, not a curated record. Lineage: Eukaryota; Metazoa; Arthropoda; Insecta; Hymenoptera; Apidae.